Quercus lobata is the source of this 1723-nucleotide messenger RNA. RefSeq names its product flavin-containing monooxygenase FMO GS-OX-like 4. The transcript has 7 exons. The record is from RefSeq and is a predicted model, not a curated record. NCBI's taxonomy places the organism in Eukaryota, Viridiplantae, Streptophyta, Magnoliopsida, Fagales, Fagaceae. Gene Ontology annotation, molecular function: N,N-dimethylaniline monooxygenase activity; NADP binding; flavin adenine dinucleotide binding. Bases 131 to 1513 code for a protein of 460 amino acids.
ACUUGUCUAUCAAAAAGAUAAAGUCGAAGACAAAUGAUUUCCCAUGGAUUAAACUGAAUGAAUAUGUAACGUAACAUUAAUUUCAUCACAGAUCAAAAUCUCCUGUGCGUCGCUCGCAGGUUUUCCCUCCAUGCUUCGAAGCCCAGGACACGCACCCCAGCCAAUCGUAUCACGCCACGUAGCAGUUAUCGGCGCCGGCGCCGCAGGCCUAGUAACUGCUCGAGAGCUCCGCCGCGAGGGCCACAGCGUGGUGGUCUUCGAGCGAGGCGACCAGGUUGGCGGCACCUGGGUCUACACCCUGAAUGUCGAAUCCGACCCGAUUGGACUCGAACCGACUCGGACCACGGUCCACUCCAGCCUCUACGACUCCCUCCGCACCAACAUCCCCCGAGAGGCCAUGGGCUUCAGGGACUACCCUUUCGUCCCCAAAGACGACCCGGAUAGAGACCCGAGACGGUUCCCGGGUCACCGAGAGGUUCUGAUGUAUCUGCAAGACUUCACGCGCGAGUUCAGGAUUGAUGAGUUGGUGAGGUUUGAAACGGAGGUAGUGCGCGUGAGAUUGGUGGAGGAGGAGGAGAAAUGGAAAAUAAAAUCAAAACAGAGGUCAGGCAAAGAAAUGGGUUUGGAAUUGGAUGAGAUAUUUGACGCUGUUGUUGUAUGCAAUGGCCAUUUCACCGAGCCUCGUGUCGCCUAUAUUCCUGGAAUAAAUGAGUGGUCUGGGAAGCAAAUGCAUAGCCACAAUUAUCGUGAUCCAGAACCUUUUCGAGAUCAAGUUGUAGUUUUGAUUGGGAAUUCAGUUAGUGCAUUCGAUAUUUCUUGGGAAGUAGCUGGAGUUGCCAAAGAAAUCCACAUUGCAGCUCGGACGGUCAUAGAUGGAACGUUUGGAAAACAGCCUGCCUAUGAUAAUAUGUGGCUUCAUCCUAUGAUAAAAGAUGUAUGUGAAGAUGGUUCUGUAAAUUUUCUAGAUGGGAGCAUUGUCAUUGCUGACAUCAUUCUACACUGUACAGGGUACAAGUAUCAUUUUCCUUUUCUUGAAACCAAUGGCAUUGUGACUGCGGAUGACAAUCGUGUUGGGCCACUAUACAAGCAUAUGUUUCCACCAGCCUUGGCUCCACGGCUCUCCUUUGUUGGAUUACCUUGGAAGGCCAUUCCUUUUCCCAUGUUUGAAUUACAAAGCAAGUGGAUAGGUGGUGUUUUGUCUAAUCGAUUCACGCUUCCAUCACAAGAGGAGAUGAUGGGAGAUGUUGAAGCCUUCUACUCAUCACUUGAAACUUUUGGCACUCCAAAGCGAUACACUCAUUGUUUGGGUGAUAAUCUGGUAGAGUACAAUAAUUGGCUUGCGAGUCAGUGUAGAUGUCCUGCAUUUGAAGAUUGGAGAAUGCAAAUGUUUUUGGUCACUAUCAAGAGCAAACUAGCUCAUCUUGAAUCUUACCGCGAAGAAUGGGAAGCUCAGCACUUGGUUUUGCAAGCUUAUGAGGAUUUCAUUAAGCACACCUCAGAACAAGUUAGCUAGUGAUAGAUCAGAAAUGUGUCUUUCCUUAAUCAAGUUUCAAGACUCACCAUUUUUCAUUGUAUCUCACAUGCCAAAACCCUAGCCGCCUUUCUAUUGUUGGCUUCUAUUCCUCUUGGUUAGUCAUUGUUCUAAGUAGUAAUGUACAUUAAGAAUAAUGUGAAUCUAUUCCUUUGAAAUGAAUUAAAUAAUGAGAUGUAGCAUUAAACAUAA